This is a messenger RNA of Lactuca virosa, 1254 nucleotides long. The record is from the annotation of a GenBank genome assembly. NCBI's taxonomy places the organism in Eukaryota, Viridiplantae, Streptophyta, Magnoliopsida, Asterales, Asteraceae.
AUGGAUCUUGAUGAGGGAAGGCCUAAGUUCUUUCCAAUGGAAGCUCUUUCCCCUAGUCGAUAUAUCUACCAUAUAAGUUCAUUGGUUGACAUUUCACCUCAUCAUUCUAGAAACUGGAAAAAAGCACUUGAGAUUCCUGAAUUUUUUAACAAGUUCUCAAGGUUUGCAAUUAAACAACUGGUGGGAAAGGCUAAAGAGCUUCAGUUUAUUCCUGCAUUAUCUUUAGCUGGUAAUUUAGUUCCACCACUUGACAACAUGAAUUAUCUUGCUGUUUCACAUGAAAAUGGCAAUGGAGUUGUGGGGAGAUAUAUGAAUCAUGUUCCAUGUGAAGUUCAACAACAUAAAUGUGGUGAUCUUCAUGGAAAUUUUAAUUGUUCAUCACCUGCAGUUGAACCAAAAACUGGAAUUGAAUUCCCAACUUUAUUGGAUAACAUCUUUGGAGGGAGUAAUUCCAGUUUAAAUACAGAGGUUCUUGUUGGAACUGGAUUGAAAACAAUGAAAAUAAUUAAAAUAAAAUCUUUGAAGCUCUAUGCAUUUGGAUUUUAUGUUCACCCUUAUGAUAUCUGUAAGAAGUUGGGGUCAAAGUAUGCUUCUCUUCCCAAAGAGGAGGUCAACAAGCAUCAUAACUUCUAUUCUGAUCUUCUCAGGGAGGACAUAAGCAUGACAGUUAGGCUUGUGGUAAGCUACAAUGGACUUAAAAUCAGUACAGUUAGAGAUGCUUUUGAGAAGUCACUUCGAGCCCGAUUAAUUAAGAUGAAUCCAGAUACUGAUUAUGACUGCUUAAGAAGUUUUGGUUCUCUUUUUUCAGAGGAUAUUCCAAUACGAGCGGGAACAACAAUAAAAAUUCAGAGGACAGCUGAUGGACAUCUUGUAACCGAGAUUGAAGGCAAACGGAUUGGUGCAGUUCGUAGUAGGGAUUUGUGCAGGGCUUUCUUUGAUAUGUACAUUGGAGAUGGUCCAGUGUCAGAGCAGACAAAAACAGAGAUUGGAGAAAAUGUGGCCAAUAUAAUGAGGAGGUGCUAAGUGCUAGAUAGUUAUAUUAUGCAAUCAUGAAUCGAUCAUUUUUCUUGAAGUUUAGUGGUGUGAAAUGUGAAUGUGAAUGUGAUGGAGGCAACAAAAGGGUAGAGUAGAGGCCACAGGCCAGGGGUUAUAAUGUCCAUAGUUAAUAGUUACACAACAAAUGUGUAAUGGAAAUUUGUAGUUUGUAUGGUGAAGUUAAUAAAGAUGUUGAUUGUUGUUGUUGUUGUAGUGGCU